UCCUCCAAAACGAGGGAGAGAGAGAGGGGCUAGAGAGAGAAAGAAGGCGCAUACAAAAGCCAUUUCUAGAGCGAGAAACCCGUAGCCUAGAGAGAGAAACCUCCCCCUCCCUCUCUCUCCCUUCUCUCUCUCUGUAACUGCUCGAUGGAGCUUCCAUGGCAGAUCUCGAAACCCUAGCCUCGGACGUCCCUGUAGACAUCCGCCAUUCCUCGCGGGAGAAUCUCCGCCUCGCUCGCCGUCCACCGGAGGGAGCUCCCGCCUCCGUCUCCGGCGGUUCUCCGUCGAGCUCCCGGCUUCGCUCCCGCCUCGAUUCCGGAGAUCUCCGGAUAACUCGAGCCGGCCUCGCGUCCGGUUCUCUGCUCUAGCCGGCAGGCAUUGGCGUUUCCGGAUCGUUCCCCGGGGGGGCGAGUUGCGUUGCUUUCCUCGUGCGAGCUUCGGGAGGAGGUAAUCCGGUACCGUCCGGUUCGAUUGGCGCUCUUCCAGGACCGUACGCGCGCUCGCUGGCUACCGUUGCGGAGGGUGGAGGUCGCGUCUGUGAGGGUUUGAGAUUCCGCGGUGGGGAUUCCGUGGGGUAUAUGGUGAUGGUGCUGUAGUCGCUUGGUUGGUCAAGGUAAUAAAUAUGGAAGAUAGGGGAGGGUCGUUUGUCGCCGUCAGGAGGAUUUCUCAAGGCAUCGAGAGAGGCAACACCUGCCAUUCAACUUCAGCUGAAGUUGUGGCAGGCUCAGCAGCAUGGCUUGGUCGAGGUCUUUCUUGCGUUUGUGCACAGAGACGAGAGAGCGAUGCUCGUCCGUCAUUUGAUUUAACUCCAGCCCAGGAGGAAAGCUUGCAGAGGCUUCAAAGCCGCAUAGAUGUUGCAUAUGAUAGUUCUAUUCUGGAACACCAGGAAGCUCUAAGGGCACUUUGGCAUGCUGCCUUUCCAGAAGAGGAACUUCAUGGUUUAAUAACUGAACAGUGGAAGGAAAUGGGUUGGCAAGGAAAGGACCCAUCCACUGAUUUUAGGGGUGGUGGUUUCAUUUCAUUGGAAAACUUGCUGUUCUUUGCCAGGAAUUUUCCGAAAUCCUUUCAAGAUCUUCUAAGGAAACAGGAAGGUGAUCGGUCAAUGUGGGAAUACCCUUUUGCUGUAGCUGGCGUGAACAUCACAUUCAUGCUUAUCCAAAUGCUCGAUCUUGAAGCAGUUAAGCCACGAACGCUUGUUGGAGCUACUUUCUUGAAGUUCCUUUCUGAAAAUGAAUCAGCGUUUGAUCUUCUAUACUGCAUCACAUUCAAGCUGAUGGACAAUCAGUGGCUUGCCAUGCGGGCAUCAUAUAUGGAUUUUAAUGCUGUGAUGAAAUCGACCCGCCGUCAAAUGGAAAGAGAGCUGCUGCUUGAAGAUGUAACUCGUCUUGAGGACUUGCCCUCUUAUGGCCUUCUUUCUCGCUAGUGUGGUUCUGUAAGUUCAAAAAGUGGUCGAUGUAGAAGCAGGUUUUAUAGAGUGAACAAGGAGGUUUCCUUUUUUUAGCGUCUCUCUCUCUCUCUCUAGAUCAUGUUUGUACGUCACGCUACCCUCAUAAAAUGGCUUUGCAUUUACAGUAUUGAGUGUUAUCCUUGAUUCUUUUGGAAAAUUUGAACCUGGUUUCCCAAGUCUGUAACUUAGAGUGGCCCCCUUAUUGAGUGAUUUGGAAUGCUGCUGGCAGGAGCAGAACUAUGGCCAGAAAAUGAAAAGCAAAAGAAAUCGAUUCA
Molecule: messenger RNA, 1719 nt
Organism: Eucalyptus grandis
Lineage: Eukaryota; Viridiplantae; Streptophyta; Magnoliopsida; Myrtales; Myrtaceae
Product: ELMO domain-containing protein A
Exons: 9
Coding region: 620-1420 (266 amino acids)
Source: RefSeq, a predicted model, not a curated record